Messenger RNA from Colletotrichum phormii, 903 nucleotides. RefSeq lists its product as uncharacterized. The transcript is spliced from 2 exons. The record is from RefSeq and is a predicted model, not a curated record. Bases 1 to 903 code for a protein of 300 amino acids. Lineage: Eukaryota; Fungi; Ascomycota; Sordariomycetes; Glomerellales; Glomerellaceae.
AUGGCUGAUAAGUCCCAGAACCAGCCCACCACCGAAGCAAGCGCUUCAAGAGGCGUCGUCCCCCUAGAACUCUUCCUCGAGAUCGCAGACCGCUACGUCGAAUCCGCCUACGCCGAAGCAGCAACCGAAGCCUCAACAUGGCACGUCGAAGGAUGCCCAGACGCCCUAGACUCAAUCUACAUCACCGACAACCACGCCUUCGACUACGCCUCCCAGAGGCAACGCUGGCGCCUCAUCAGCGACCUCGCAAACCUUCGCAGUAAACGCGUCUCGGACAUCGUCGACAAGACGUUUUGCCGGUCUGCGCGCCCGAGGAAACCCGGCAACAUCGUGUUCAGCAUCGACAUUGGUACCGAUCUACUACCCAGACAAGCCUACGUCCUCCCCGAAAUCGAUAUCUUCGUCCUCGACUUCAAGGCCGCGGACAGACACAAUAACGCAGACGGCGAGAGCCCCGAACCCCUCGAGACAGCAAUCCUAGCACUCUCGUCGGAGUCUGCCGCCGGACCACUGCGCAUGAUCCGGAACGUCAGCUGUAGCUUGGGAAACCUAAUGACAGCAACCAGCAAGCAAAUCCGCGCCCUCGCGGCCCUGCCCGAGCUGAGGCGCGUGCAGACGUGGUGCGCGAUCCAGAGCCCCGUACAGCCUGACGAGCCGCUGCACGACCACCGGGCGAUUCUGCCUGUUGACCCUGCUAUCUUGCCUGACCUCGCUGCGGAGUUGGCGCUGAGCGAUACGCGGCUUUUGUUGUUGUGGGGGCCGUUGUUUGAUGCUGGGGUGGAGGUUACGAUCCAGCCGAGGUAUGCUAAGCGUGGGGAGAUUGAGCUUGUUCGUACGGAUGGGGGGCUACGGAUGAGGUUUGUUGAGGAGGAGUGUAAGUGCUAUCGGAUUGAACUGGCAUAG